CUAAUUCGUCAAAUAAUCGUCAGUCUUAGUGAGCAUGGCGGGAUCGGAUCUCGGGCCGUAUCCGAAUCAGCUACCAUCAUGUCGACGUUCUCCCUGGACGAGGAGGUCCGUCUGUAUACGAACAAUGCAGACCGCGAGAGAUAUAACCUGCUUGCGACGCUUUUUGGUAUAAUCGUGGCUUUGGACUAUCUCGAGAGAGCCUAUGUGAGAGACUCGAUAACGGCGGCAGAAUACUCGCCUGCAUGCACCCGGCUGCUGUCACAGUACAAGACUAUGUUGAAGCUCGUUGGCGAUGAUGUGUUGUCUAUUGAACAAUUCAUGCAGAGGUACCGAAUGGACAAUCCAGCAGCUCUUCAUCGGAUCCAAGUGGGAGUUCCAGCGACAGUCGAGCAUUCAAGCGAAGCUGGCCCGGAGACAGGCAAGUGGGUUGCUGAAACGACACAGGGAUUUAUUACUCUCAUGGAUGCUCUGAAACUACGCCUGCGAGCCAAAGAUCAGCUAUAUCCAUACCUGCAGGAGCUGGUCACCGGUUAUGCUCGGUUUAAAGGCAAAGACUCUUGGGAAGGUCACAGUAAGAUGGUUGGAUGGCUGAUUACACUGAAUGCCAUGAAAGCGUCCGAGGAAAUCACCGAGGAGCAGUCGCGGCAGCUACUAUUUGAUGUCGAAAAUGCAUAUGCAGAAUUCUUCAGAAGUUUGAGUGGAGGAAAGGAUAGUUCUCACUAAACACAGACGAUAAUAUUACUUCAAGGUACAUACAUAACGUACUGUAACCUAUUUGCAUGAGCGCGCAUGUGCGCCAUCACGAGCCCAACGAAUGCAGAUACGAGUUGAAUACACUGAUCCUUGGAAGCGAG
Desarmillaria tabescens is the source of this 854-nucleotide messenger RNA. RefSeq names its product vacuolar protein sorting-associated. The record is from RefSeq and is a predicted model, not a curated record. Lineage: Eukaryota; Fungi; Basidiomycota; Agaricomycetes; Agaricales; Physalacriaceae. Gene Ontology annotation, biological process: protein transport to vacuole involved in ubiquitin-dependent protein catabolic process via the multivesicular body sorting pathway. Bases 79 to 723 code for a protein of 214 amino acids. The transcript is spliced from 6 exons. Gene Ontology annotation, cellular component: ESCRT I complex. Gene Ontology annotation, molecular function: protein-containing complex binding.